Messenger RNA from Acanthochromis polyacanthus (spiny chromis), 610 nucleotides. It is a transcript of the gene psmg4, whose product is annotated as proteasome (prosome, macropain) assembly chaperone 4. Lineage: Eukaryota; Metazoa; Chordata; Actinopteri; Pomacentridae. Gene Ontology annotation, biological process: proteasome assembly. The coding region runs from base 140 to 514 and encodes 124 amino acids. The transcript has 3 exons. The record is from RefSeq and is a predicted model, not a curated record.
AGUCUGCGCUGUAGUUCAUCAGUUGCUCUGCACUCAACGAGAGCUGACGAUCGAUUGCUUUGGUCUUCCGUUCGUCGGUAACCAGGAAGUAAUUGUGUACAGUUUCACAUGUCCACAGCUACUUUAGGCUGAAACAAAAAUGAGCACCACACAGAACGGGGCGGAAUUUGAAGCUAUUUCUGUGCACAGCUUUACAGAGAAGAUUUUGGAGCAGGUCGUACACUUUCACGUGAUGAAGUUCAGCGGCGGGUUUUUCCUCUGGGUCGGUUCUGCUCCGGUUCUGUCCAACCUGGCGGUGUCUAUGAGCAGCAGAUAUGAUUCAAUGCCUUUGUCUACGUUAGUGUUGGGGGACCCAUCCAACACAGCUCCAAAUUCUUUGGCACAGAGAUUAGCAAAGAAAACCAACAAGCAAGUGUUUGCAAGUUACAGUCUUCCAAUGACGGACUCUAAUCUCAGUCUUUUGGUGGAGAACAGAAUCAAAAAGGAGCUGGAGCUUCACCCUGAGCACUUUUAGAUACAUCUGGCCCUUGUUGGCCUGUGGAACAUACAGCAGCAGAUCUUUUUUUCUGUUCAUUGCACUUGGAAUUAAAGUUCAACAAUUUGAGUAAAA